Molecule: messenger RNA, 1050 nt
Organism: Metarhizium brunneum ARSEF 3297
Lineage: Eukaryota; Fungi; Ascomycota; Sordariomycetes; Hypocreales; Clavicipitaceae
Product: 5'-hydroxyaverantin dehydrogenase
Cellular component (GO): cytoplasm
Molecular function (GO): oxidoreductase activity, acting on the CH-OH group of donors, NAD or NADP as acceptor
Source: RefSeq, a predicted model, not a curated record
AUGUCGACAGAAUCACCGUGGUCCAUCGCCAAAACGAUCCAGCAAUCUCCCCCCGUCGACCUCACUAAACGCUACGACCCAUCCACCCUCCGUAACAAAACCAUCGUCAUCACCGGCGGCGCCAAUGGCCUCGGAUCACACAUGGUCCGCCGUUGGGCCUCUCACGGCGCACACAUCAUCAUCGGAGACGUCGACUCUCCGUCCGGCGAAUCCCUCGUUGCACAGCUGCGCACCCUCCACCCAUCAAGCACAUUCGCCUACGUCUCUUGCAACGUAGCAAGCUGGGACGACCAGACAUCCCUCUUCGAAGCUGCCAUCCGCCUCUCCCCCUACCGCAGGAUCGACAUUGUCGUCCCCAAUGCGGGAAUAAUCCAGAGCUCCGAGGGCUAUAACUUUGAGAAUCCGUCCCUCGUCAACGGCAAGCUUCCCAAGCCCUCCACGGCAACCAUAGACGUCAACAUCACCGGCGUCAUAUACACCACCCACCUCGCCCUCCACCACUUCUCCCAGGACACAAGCACCACAAAAUGCCUCCUCCUCAUCGGUUCACUCGCCUCCAUCGCCCCGCUGCCCGGCCAGACGCACUACACCAUGUCCAAGCACGCCGUGUGCGGGCUCUUCCGCUCCCUACGCACGACCUCCUUCAUGCAGAGCGGCAAGUUGCGCGUCAACAUGCUGGCGCCGUACUUUGUCCAACAGAGCCGCAUGCUCCCCCUACUAGCGGACGUUGUUUUUCUCGCGGGCACCGCUGGCGGCGCGACCAUCCCAGACGUAGUCGAGGCCGCCACGCGCCUCGUGGCAGAUGAAUCUAUUUCGGGGCGCUCGUUAGCCGUCGGCCCGCCGUUGAAGGACGCGCCAGAGGGAGAAAUCCCCGUUGCGGAACACGAGGGCGACGGGAGAGGCCGGGCAGCGUGGGAAAUCUACGCCCACGACUAUGAUGAGGUUGAUGCGUUUACGUUUCGCUAUAUUCAUAUGAUGAACCGAGUUACUCAGCUUCGUGGGGCGUUUGCCUUUUUUCUAGAUAUUCUUCUCAAGAUAUUCGGACGCUGA